UGCAUUUCGCAAGCGCUGCCGCCUCGCCCCACGCAAAUCUCGCGGCGCGAGGGUAGGACGGAGGCCGCAGGCUCGGCUGGAGGUAGAACCCGCGGCCACGCGAGCGGACGCGGUUCUCCAGAGACCUCGCGAGAGGGACGAGGCCCCGCGCAACGGCCGUUGCGAGCGCGGUGGCCGCAGGCCGGGCCUGUGCUGGACGGAGCCCGCGGGUGCUGGACGGAGCCCGCGGGUGCGUCCUGCGCCUUCCCCGGGUCCGAGGCCGCGCGCGGAGAAGACGAGCCGCAAGCCCGCGCAGGGAGUCCUAAGGCGAGCCCGCUGGGCCCGGCCGCUCCCUAGGCCACGCCCCGGCUUGGGAAGAUGGAGGAGGACCGGCGGUCCAGCACAUCCUCCCAGGGCCUGCUCCCCGAUGGCCACUUGGUCCUGUGGACGCUGUGCUCCGUGCUGCUGCCGGUAUUCAUCACCUUCUGGUGCAGCCUGCAGCGGUCGCGCCGGCAGCUGCACCUCAGGGACAUCUUCCGCAAGAGCAAGCACGGCUGGCGCGACACGGACCUGUUCAGCCACCCCACCUACUGCUGCGUGUGCGGGCAGCACAUCCUGCAGGGAGCCUUCUGUGACUGCUGCGGGCUCCGCGUGGACGAGGGCUGCCUCAAGAAGGCCGACCAGCGCUUCCCAUGCAAGGAGAUCGUGUUCAAGAGCGACUGCAGGGCCGCAGAUGACAUGCCCCACCACUGGAUCCGCGGCAACGUGCCUCUGUGCUCCUACUGUGUCGUCUGCAGGCUGCAGUGUGGCAGCCAGCCUAAGCUCUGCGAUUACAGGUGCGUUUGGUGCCAGAAAACAGUCCAUGAUGAGUGCCUGAAAAGUAACUUAAGGAAUGAAAAGUGUGAUUUUGGAGAAUUCAGAAAUCUCAUCAUCCCACCAGGUUAUUUAACUUCCAUUAACCAGAUGCGUAAAGACAAAAAAACAAAUUAUGAAGCGCUAGCUUCUAAGUUUGGAAAGCAGUGGACCCCAUUAAUAAUCCUGGCCAACUCACGGAGUGGAACUAACAUGGGAGAAGGACUGCUGGGAGAGUUUAGGAUCCUGUUAAAUCCAGUCCAGGUGUUUGAUGUGACCAAAACUCCCCCAGUCAAAGCCCUGCAGCUGUGCACUCUUCUUCCUUACUACUCAGUUCGAGUACUUGUCUGUGGAGGGGACGGGACUGUGGGCUGGGUCCUUGAUGCAGUUGAUGAGAUGAAGAUUAAGGGACAAGAAAAAUACAUUCCACAGGUUGCAGUCUUACCACUGGGAACAGGCAAUGAUCUGUCCAACACCCUGGGCUGGGGUACAGGCUAUGCUGGAGAGAUCCCAGUUGCACAGGUCUUAAGAAAUGUGAUGGAAGCAGAUGGAGUCAAGCUAGACAGAUGGAAAGUGCAGGUAACAAAUAAAGGAUACUACAAUUUAAGAAAACCCAAGGAGUUCACAAUGAACAACUACUUCUCUAUUGGACCUGAUGCCCUCAUGGCUCUCAAUUUCCACGCUCACCGUGAGAAGGCGCCGUCUCUGUUUUCCAGCAGAAUCCUUAACAAGGCUGUUUAUUUAUUCUAUGGAACUAAAGAUUGUUUAGUGCAAGAGUGUAAAGACUUGAAUAAAAGAAUUGAGCUAGAACUGGAUGGUGAGCGAGUCGAACUGCCCAACUUAGAAGGUAUUAUUGUUCUGAACAUUGGCUACUGGGGCGGUGGCUGCAGACUGUGGGAAGGAAUGGGUGAUGAGACUUACCCUCUAGCCAGACAUGAUGAUGGCUUGCUGGAAGUCGUUGGAGUGUAUGGGUCUUUCCACUGUGCUCAAAUCCAGGUGAAACUGGCAAACCCUUUUCGAAUAGGACAAGCACAUACAGUGAGGCUGAUUUUGAAGUGCUCCAUGAUGCCCAUGCAGGUGGAUGGGGAGCCGUGGGCCCAAGGACCCUGUACCGUCACCAUAACACACAAGACGCACGCACUGAUGCUUUACUUCUCUGGAGAGCAGACAGAUGAUGAUGCUUCCAGUCCUUCGGAUCAAGAGGACCUAAAGGAGGCUGAGUAGAAGGGUAGAAUGGAACGGGAUCUGCCCAGACCAGUAGAGACACGGUCAUCCACAGGAAGGACUGUUGGCGCUCCAGUCUCCAUUUCAUUCCUGAUGUAUGUGAGCGGAGUCAACAGCAUUUCCACAGCUAGGCUUUGGUAUCACAAACACAUACUCUUUUAUCAGCAAGGCACUCUGGUCAGUUAUCAGAACUGAAAGAAACAAAGUUCCAUGGAGAGGAAACACCCUCCUGGCUGGAUGUUUUCAGACUGGAGCUCACCCUGCAGUGUGCAUUGUCUUGAUGGACAGGAUGUGGAUGUUUUUGAUAUGGUGACGACAACAUAACAUGUUAAAAAUUAACUUGCCUUUUGGACUGUUGUGGUUAACACUGGGCUUGCUCCUGCCAUGUGUUUUCUAAGAUUCCCUACACCCCAAACCACAUGGACUCUGCAUCCUGACUUCUAGGAGCACCUGAGGAGAAAAGUGAAAGAGAGUCGGUACUUAGAAUUUUCACAGUAGUAUAUUUUCUGUCAUUUUUUAGGCCUUCAGGUAUUUAAUGAUCAUAUUGAGCUGAAAUGCAAAUUUUUGGGUUUUGUGAGGUUUUUGUGUUGUUUGCUUGAGCAAUACUAGGGGUUGAAUCUAGGUCCUCUGGAAGUCUAGAUGAUUGCUCUACCACUCUACCAUUGAACUACACUCCCCGUGCUGGUUAUAUAUUCAUAUAUAUAUAUACAUAUAUAUAUAUAUAUAUGUAUAUAUAAUAUAUGUAAUCAAAUAGGGAUUGGUGUAAAGUUUAGAGAAUUUUUUAAUUAGAACCUCUAUAAUUCCCAGCUUCUCUUUAGACUAAAAGUAGUGUUGGCAGUGGGGGGGAAAAUACACAUAAUGGAAGUUUCUGAGUCAGAUUAAUUACUCAAAAAAAAAAAAAAAACAAAACAAAACCAGGCUGCCUGCCUUCCCGUUGAGUGGUCUUGUGUUGUGAAACACUGCAGGACCCUUGACAGCAUCACCCUCGGAGAGGGAAGCGCUGCUGAGAGAUUUGUAUCAUAUUUAUUUCAAAGAGAGAAAGAUAUAUAUUUUUAACUUAAUUUAUUAUUUACCUUGUAGCAUGAUGCUCGUGUUUAGCGUUUACAUUGUUUUGUACAGCUUUAUUUAGUGAGGUGGUCACAUAGAUCUGCUGGUCACAGUCACAUAGAACUCUCUUGGUUCCCAUGGCAUAUAUACUCAUCUUUGCUCAUUCCUCAGACUUUAAAAGGGAGGGCACAUGAUGAAGAACUUGGGGUUUCAAAGCGCCUACACCUCCAUCUUCCGUUGCCGAGUACUUACUGAAGGCAGUUCCAUGGCUGUCCGUUAGAGGGUGCUCUUCUGCUGUUGUCAGCGGCCUGCCUCUGCAGUGAGCUGUACCAGUGGGCAUCUGGCUUGGUGUGUUUCUGACAAACAACAUGUUUUCACUUGGUAGUCUUGUGUGAAUUAACUUCUGAAAGACUAGAAUCUAUUCCCCAAACCACCAUUUAUCUCCUUUUUAAUGGUUUAUUAUGGAUCUACAGUUGGUGAAUUGCCAUAAAUGUCAAUUUGAGUCACCUCAGGCCAAGACCAUGUUUUGGAAAGGACAACUUAGUAAUAUGUAUUAGUGAGUGCAUUAUCUAAAGUAACUUUACACUGCUAAAUGAACUUCUUCUGCCUGUCCCUUUAUGGUAGCAAAUUCUACCACUGAAGGUGUUCCACAGGUUUGUCCCAGCCUACUCACACAGCUUCACUCUGAUCACUGCAGCCGAGGGCAGGCCGGGGUUUGCAGCUUUUCCCUUGUGACCUGAUCCUGUUCGGAGUAUCAUGAAAUUCAGCCUUAGACCCAGGGUCGGUGUGUUAGUUAUCCUCUGAGGCGCAGAUCAUUAAUUCCAGGCUGUCAAUCAGAAGAGUUGGGGUAACUGUAUAGUUGGGAGAACAGGCCGUGUCCCCUUCCCACACACACCAUGUUCUUCACUCAGAUUCCUUCUGUAACUUUGAUAAUACCGUGUCACAAAGCAUACCAGUAUUUUGUGUUUACCACAGCUCACGCUUUCAGGCACCAGGUUACCCAGCAUUCCAGAUACAUGUACAGGCACAGGCCUUGUUUGAAUACAAUUUGUAAGACUUGGUAUUUUCAAGUUAUAUAUUCAGUGGUGAGAAUGUCUCACCAGAGCUCUAUACUUCACACACUGGUUCACCGUGAGACCCCUCUGCUCUGUUUAAAGUUGUCUCCAUAGCAACAUAACUUACACAUUCUCGGGGAAAAACUUUAAACUAUCUCUUUAUCUAUUUUCACAUCUUUUUCUUCCCUAACACAUUCCUCAGACCUCAUGAACUUAGCGGCUUAACCUCCAAAUACCAGGCAGCUUCUCUCGGUUCUUAGGCAUCUGUUCUACUAGUCAGAGGCAUUUCUGUCUAGAAUACACGUUGCCCUGUAGUGCAGUAACUGAGUUGAAAUGUUUUCCAUUUUCUGUAACUCUUUAGCUGUGAGCCUGUAAUGUAACUGAUAUUUAUAAAAAUUUUAUAGUGAAAACUAUGUAUUUUAUUUUUUUAGAGUUUGAAAAUCUGUCGUACUUGCCUUUUGGACAUUUGUGUAUCUGGUUGUAACAUAGACUGACGCAGAAAAGUCCUUUUUGUGCUGUAAACGUAGCAUGUCAGAAAGAUCAAUUUUCAUCUGUAAUAUAAAGUAAAAUAUUUCUAGUGUACACUGUGGGAUUUUUCAUUUGCACUAGCUAGAAAACUUGAAAGGUCACGUUAGUUUGCACACUGUGCAGAUCUAAAUGCAUAAUCUGAUCAGAAAGGCCACUAGAAUAGGUAUAAUUUAUACUGUUGUUCAAAAUGAAAGUAUUGAAGCAAGAAACCAGCACUUUAUAUUUAGAAAUGUGAUGGGUGGGAUGGGGUUGUUAAUUUGGUUGCUGUGGCUUUCUUUAACUUCUGAACAGUUUGGGACAGGGAGUGUUAAGUAGAUUUGUUUGUUUGUUUGUGUGAGAUAAGGUUUCUCUGUGUAGCCUUGGCUGUCCUGGGAUGCUUUUUAGACUCACAGAGAUCCGCCUUCCUCAGCCUCUCCAGUGCUGGGAUGAAAGGCCAUGCCCAACUAUUAGGAUUAUAAAUUCUAAAUAUAUAUACAUAUAUAUUUAGAAAUUUUUUUUUUUUUUACUCUAGAAAUUUUAAAAAAAAAUAGUUUUGUUAGUUCACCCCAGUCCUUAUGAAGUCCCAUGCCCAGCAGUAGCACAGGCUCUGGCUUUGGCUCACCUUUACAAAGCCUGUCCUGUGUUUCUAGAACCCUCAGACCUAGCCCUGCAUCUCAGGUAUUCAUCCAAGCCAGGAGGCCAGGCGUGUGGUUGACGGGUGAAUUCCUGAGCCGGGUUGUAGGAUCGAGGAGCCCCCUUUGUUUUAAACAAUGCUCUUGUUUGUAUUAAGUUGGCAGUAUAUGCUGUUAUAAUCCCUGCACCUAGAGGCCAAGUUCAAGGCCAGCCUUGCUAUAUGUAAGGACCUUAUCUCAAAAAAGUUUACAUCCUAACCUAAUUGGUGACCUAACUACUAAAGAAACUAUAGUUCCUGGUGUAAAUGCAGUCUUUAGACUGCUGUGUGGACUCUUGGAGGACUGGGAGUAGAGCCGGUAGAGCAGAGUGAGCAGGUGAGCGGGUGACUCUUCAGUCCGUGCAGCACAGCAGACUGCGCUGAACCUGCACCGCACUGAGCCAUACCCAGUGACAGGUGAGACCAGUAGGUCGUGUCCCCACUACUUAAAACAUGAUUCUCAGUUGAGCAUGAUAGCGGUGGCUGCAAUCUCAGGAAGGGGCAGGAGGAUCUCUGAGUUCAAGGCCAGCCAGCCAAGGCUACAUAAACCCUGUCUCAAAGGAACAAGGUUUUUAUGUGUAGGGGUGUUUGGUCUGCAUGUGUCUACACCGUGACAGUGCCCAGUGAGGCCAGGAGAGGGCGUGAGAUGAGCUACACUGUGAGCGCUGGGAGUUAAACUCAGGUCCUCUGGAGGAGCAGCCAGUGCCCUUCACUGCUGAGCCGUCUCUCCAGCCCCAAGAUUAUAUUUUUGUAAAAGGGAUUUGGAAAGUACUUUCUUUGAUGAUUUUGAUACAUGGUUGAUUUUCUAAUGAGUUUUUAAUGCAUUCAAAACUGUGUUUUUUCUGGAAAUGCUUUGUGUGUGUGUGUGUGUGGGGGUGUCUCAGUGCCAUUUGGAAUAUACUCAUUUGGCUAUCUCACAGCGUUCAGAGGAAUUUUUGUUGCAUAGUAAAAUACCAAACUUAAGCCUCUGUUCCUUGUGUUGUGACUGUCAUGUGGAAAUUGCCUGUGUAUUCAGUGACUUUACCUAAAUACACACGUCUUUACCCUGAUGCCCCUUGCUGCAUAGGGAGUAUGAGGCCGCUUACUGGUCUCAGAGUCUAUAUCCUAAGAUUCUUGAGAAAAGCAUAUUAAAAAGUCAAGUUCUAAUACAGACAUUGGCAAUAUUUAGCCCUCUGGGAAUACCUGUAGAAUAUAAUCUACCCAGGAAGUAUGUAAUCAUGAUGCUUAUCCUAGACCAAAAUCCUUUCCUCAGUCUCUGUAAGGAUAACCUAAGCUACUCAAAGGAGGAGCCAGCACAGAAUACACUGAACAGGAAAAGAACUCUGGUGACUGGCAUAGAAUGUUGAAACAGGGAGAAGAUUGUUUCCUAAGGUUUUUUUCUUUCCCCCUGUUGGAGUAGACAGCAAACUGAUUGGACGGGCAGAUUUGACAGGCUAAGAAAUGCAGCAUUAGACGGCACUGCGUGGUGGCCCCUAGGCGGUGAUUGCCUCGUACAACUUUUCUUCUAAUUGCUGGGUUCAGGGCUCUGCUAGUCCUUAGAACUCGACCCACUUGAAUGAUCAGGAUGAACAGACUGGCCCUCUGUUCUGUGAUUCUGCCCUAGCCUCGCUGGGUCCUCGAUCCUCUCACAAGAACUCGUACCUCUUAACUCACGGCCUUGAAGAUAGUCAAUGACUCCACCGGAGCAGCCAGCCACAGUCAUCCCGCUCCGGGCACAGUGCUGAGCUCUGCCAGUGUUAGUUAUCCUAUGUAAUCGCUUCCGUUUGAGUUGGGUCUGCCUCCUGCGAUCAGUGCCUACAAAGAGAAAUGUAAAUGAAAGCAUUUGAUAUGUUGAAGAUGUGUCUGCUUGUUUUAAAAUAAAGUUGAAAGUGUAGCACU
This is a messenger RNA of Psammomys obesus (fat sand rat), 7212 nucleotides long. RefSeq names its product diacylglycerol kinase epsilon (gene Dgke). The transcript is spliced from 11 exons. Gene Ontology annotation, molecular function: ATP-dependent diacylglycerol kinase activity. Bases 358 to 2055 code for a protein of 565 amino acids. NCBI's taxonomy places the organism in Eukaryota, Metazoa, Chordata, Mammalia, Rodentia, Muridae. The record is from RefSeq and is a predicted model, not a curated record.